Messenger RNA from Caenorhabditis angaria, 2614 nucleotides. Lineage: Eukaryota; Metazoa; Nematoda; Chromadorea; Rhabditida; Rhabditidae. The record is from the annotation of a GenBank genome assembly.
AUGGUUCAUUUAAACAAAUCAAUUCGUGAAGGAGACAAUGCUGAUUUGACAUCCGAAAGAUUGACAGCCACAUUCAACACUCAUGAAAUGGCAGCUCAUCUUCAUCAAGGCCGUCACCAUGCUCAAAGAAGACGUGAAAUCACUGAAGCUAUUGAGAAGAUUCCAGAACUUCAUGAUAGUCAACCAUAUCCAUUUAUGACACGGGAAGAGAAAAUAAAUGAAGGAGCUAGAAAAUUGGAGGCUGUUACAAGACAUAUGGAGAAGAUUAUUGAUCCGAAUAAUGCUGCCGAACUUUUUCAUUUGAAUAAGUGAGUUGGGAUUUUUUGAAAAAUAUUGAAAAUUUCUGAAAAAAACCGUACAGAUAGAUUGAAGGAUUAUAUGGACCUAAAAUUGCAUUUAAAAAAAAUUAAAGGUUUUCUUGGAGUCUGAGCAAAAAUAAUGUUGUGCUCAUUUGAAAGACCGUGUUUUAAUUACUACAAUCCUCGAAGGAAUUUGUCUGGAAGCUUCUAAAACAUUAGUUUAAAAAUUUUAAAGUCUGGAAAAAACAAUGAAACACCUUGUAAAAAUUAAUGUUUGAGAAGCUUCCAGAAAAAAAUAAGCCAACGAUUUAUCCAGAAUCUCUUGAAACCUUUUCUCUAUAAAUUGUUGUAAUUAUAGUUUUCUGAGCUCUCCGAACCCUAACUCCCAUUUUUCCAGCGAAGUUCUGGGCCUCGAAGGAAAUGCGUGUGCUCUCCACGGUGUCAUGUUCAUCCCUGCAAUCCUCGGUCAAGCUGAUGAUGAGCAACAAGAAAGAUGGUUGCAUCGAGCAGUCAACCGAGAAAUUAUCGGAACUUAUGCACAAACUGAACUUGGACAUGGAACAAUGUUGAGAAGAUUGGAAACAACUGCUACUUUCGAUAAACAAACUGAUGAAUUUGUUUUGAACACACCAAGUAUCACAGCUCUCAAAUGGUGAGUUCGUUUUAUUUUUUUUUUUUUGGAAAUUAUUUGUUUUUUUUUCAUUCCAGGUGGCCUGGAAAUCUUGGAAAAUCAUCGAAUUACGCGGUCGUUGUUGCCACUAUGAUUAUUGAUGGGAAAAGCAAAGGUCCACAUACUUUUAUGGUUCAACUUCGCGAUGAGAAAACACACAAUCCAUUAAAAGGAAUUACAAUUGGAGAUAUUGGACCAAAAAUGGCUUAUAAUAUCACAGAUAAUGGAUUCCUUGGAUUCGACAAUUUCAGAAUUCCAAGAAGAAAUAUGCUCAUGAGGCACGCGAAACUUGAUAGAGAUGGAACAUAUACCAAACCAUCACAUGCAAAAAUCAAUUAUUCAGCUAUGGUUCAUGUUAGAAGUUAUAUGAUCAGUCAUCAAGCACUUUUCCUUGCGUCUUGUUUAACUAUUGCGGUUAGAUAUUCUGCUGUAAGACAUCAAGGACAUAUUGAUCCAAAGGCUCCAGAGGUUAAAGUUCUUGAAUAUCAAACACAACAACAUCGACUCUUCCCACAUAUUGCUCGAGCUUACGCUUUCAAUUUUGCUGGAGCUGAAACUGUCAGACUUUAUCAAAAAGUUUUGACUGAUAUUGAGGAAGGUGACACUUCUUUGAUGGCUGAUCUUCAUGCGCUGACUUCUGGCUUGAAAUCUGUUGUUACUUAUUUGGGAGGAGAAGGAAUGGAGCAAGUAGGUUUCUGUUAAUUUAGCUUAAACCAAAUUCCAAAUUUUUGUAGGCUCGCAUGUCUUGUGGAGGUCACGGUUACUCGCAAGCCAGUUACUUCUCUGAAAUCUACGGUGUCGCGAUUGGUGGAUGCACAUACGAAGGAGAAAACAUGGUGAUGAUGCUUCAACUCGCUAGAUAUUUGGUGAAAUCUGUUGCCGCUGUUAAACAAGGGCAAGGCAGCAAAUUGCCACCACUUGUCGCGUAUUUGGGGCAGAAGAGUGAAUCAACUUCUUUGAUUGAUAGAGUUCCAAAUGGUGGAUUUACUGAGUAUAUCAAGACUUUCCAACAUAUCGCGAGACGUCAAACAUUCUCAGCAGCGGAGAAGUUUGUGAAACUCAUUGAGAAUGGAACACCAAGAGAAGUUGCAUGGAAUAAAUCGUCUGUUGAAUUGAAUAGAGUGAGUUUGAAGGGAAAUAAAGAUGCACAAAAAAUUCAUUGAAAAAUGUUCAGGCAAGUCGUCUCCACACUCGUCUUUACAUCGCUGAAGCUUUUGUCAGAAAAGUCAAUGAAGUCGCUGAUCCAACAAUCAAAGAUGCUUUAUCCGAUCUUCUCCACCUCCAUCUCAACUAUGAAUUGUUAGAUGUUGCGACCUAUGCAUUGCAAGACAAUUUCUUAUCAACUUCUCAACUCGACUACGUUCGUGAUCAACUUUACCUAUAUCUCGAAAAAGUUCGACCAAACGCCGUGUCAUUUGUUGAUUCUUGGGAGAUCAGUGACCGUGAACUCAGAUCCGUAAGCAACGCGCAUAUUUCUGAAUUUCACCAAAUGAAAACCUUUCAGGUUCUUGGUCGUCGUGACGGUCACGUUUACAAAAAUCUCUUCGAAUGGGCCAAACAAAGUCCUCUCAAUCGAACAGAUGUUCUUCCAUAUGUUGAUAAAUAUUUGAAGCCAAUGAUGAAACAACAACAAAGUAAAAUCUAG